AUGCUUCAGAUUACUGCAUUUUUCGCCGCCUUUGCCGUAUCCAGUUUGCCCACAGCCUAUGACACACCAUCGCGGUCAACACCAAAUAUAAAGGCCAAUCUUCCAUCCGCAAACUCUACAUCCAGGCACCUCUUUAUCCACACCCAGCAAUGUCUGCCAACUUUAGCGCGGACAAGUGAAUCUCCAGCGCGGUAUACUCCACACUGCAUAUUCAGUGUUUCACCAGGUACCUCGAUAUCAUCAGCAAACUCGAAAAAGCCUGCCAGCCCACUUCAACUUCCUGCAUAG
Molecule: messenger RNA, 288 nt
Organism: Penicillium roqueforti
Lineage: Eukaryota; Fungi; Ascomycota; Eurotiomycetes; Eurotiales; Aspergillaceae
Exons: 5
Coding region: 1-288 (95 amino acids)
Source: RefSeq, a predicted model, not a curated record